CUCCGGAGAAGCUGGCUGGAGCCCCGGUGUAACCCGAGAGGCAGCCGGCGGAGGUGGAGCGGGGCCGGAGGGCGGGAGCACGAGGCGCCGUCCCGGCCCCCCGCAGCAGCCGGGGGCGGAGGGGAUCCCCGGCGGGAGGCGGCCCCCGUGCAGCCAAGCGCGCGGCGGGACGGAGCCGGCGCCAGCUCCCGCUCCCGCUCCGGCUCCCGCGCCGCCCCGCUGCAGCCCGGCGCGGCCAGGGGCGCUGGAGGCGGCGGGCCGGGCGCGCGGAAGCGGGGCAAGCUCCUCUCAGUAACAUGCUGGGGCUGUGGCUGGCGCUGGGGCUGAGCCUGGGCGGCUGCUUCGACGGGCCCCUGUACCCGGAGAUGUCCAACGGGAGCCUGCACCACUACUUCGUGCCGGACGGCGACUACGAGGAGAACGACGACCCCGAGCGCUGCCAGCUGCUCUUCCGCCUGAGCGAGGCGCGGCGCUGCCCGGGCGCGGGGCCGGGGCCGGGGCCGGAGCCGGCGGCGCUGACGCUGCGGCAGGAGCUGACGCUGCUGGGCCGGCAGGUGGAGGACGCGGCGCGGGUGCUGGACGGCCUGGGCAAGAGCAUCUCGUACGACCUGGACGGCGCCGAGAGCUACGGCGCGUACCUGCGGCGCGAGGCGGGCCAGAUCGGCGACGCCUACGCCAGCUCCGACAAGUCCCUGGCCGAGCUGGAGAGCAAGUUCCGCCAGGGCCGCGAGCACGAGGGCAAAGAGGAGAGCCGGCUCGGCCGCGACUUCCUGGCCAUGCUGCUGCACGCGCGCGCGCUGCUGCAGGACACCCUGGCCGUGUCGGCGGGGCUGCGGGACAAGUACGACCUGCUGGCGCUCACCGUGCGCAGCCACGGCACCCGGCUCGGCCGCCUCAAGACUGACUACCUCAAAGCCUGACGGCCCGCCGGACCCUGCCCCGCGCCACUCCCCGCGCCCCCGGGCCUUGCCGGCCGCCACGCGCCGGGCCCUCGGCUCCCCCUGCUGCCCCCCACCUUUCCCGUCAGAUCCCCCAAGUCCUCCAUCCACCUCCCUCAGGUCCCCCCAUUGCCCCCUAUCACUCCCCUCAAAUCCCCCAUCCACCCCCAGCGACCCCUUCAGGUCCCCCAUUGACCCCCACUGCCCCUCUCAGGUCCCCCAUGGCUCCCCUCAAAUCCCCCACUGAUCCCCACCGCCCCCCCACCAUUUGCCUCAGGUUCCCCCAUCACUCCCUUCAGGUCUUCCCAUUGCCCCCACCGCUCCCGUCAGGUUCCCUUUGCCCUCCACUGUCCCCCUCGGGUCCCCCUGUUGCUCCCCACUGCUCCCCUAAAAUCCCUCAUCCAUCCCCACUGACCUCUUCAGGUCCCCCAUUGACCCCCACUGCCCCCCAUCGCUCCCCUCAAAUCCCCCAUUGAUCCCUACCCCCCCUCCCCCACUCCUCUCAGGUUCCCCCAUCACUCCCCUCAGGUCCCCCCACUGCCCCCCCUCCCCCACUCCUCUCAGGUUCCCCCAUCACUCCCCUCAGGUCUUCCCUUUGCCCCCACCACUCCCGUCAGGUUCCCCCAUUGCCUCCCACUGCUCCCCUCAGGUCCCUCCAUGCCCCCACUGCUCCCAUCAGGUCCCCCAUCACUCCCCUCAAAUCUUCCAUUGACCCCCACCAACCCCUUCAGGUCCCUCAUUGACCCCCACUGCCCCCCACCGCUCCCUUCAGGUUCAUCUUCGCCCUCCACCAACCUCCUCAGGUUCCCCAUUGCUCCCCACCACUCCCAUCAGGUCCCCCAUUGCCCCCCCCCCACUCCCCUCAGGUCUUCCCCCUGCUCUGACACCCUGCGCUUGCCCCUGGCACAGCACAAGGCAUGAGAGAUUCACCCCACUGCUCUUCCCCCUGAUACAGCACACGGCGUAGGACAUCCCCCUUCUCUUGCCCCCUUUGCCCUGCUCUUGCCCCUGAUACAGCACAAGGCAUGACAGAUCCCCCCUUCUCGUCCCCUGCUGCCCAAUGCUUGCCCCUGACACAGAACAAGAUGUGGGAGAUUCCCCCCCACCCCAACUCUUGCCCCUGGUAGAGCGCAAAACAUGAGAUCCCUCCCCCCUCAUUCUUGCCCCUGAUACAUCAGAAGGCAUAGGAGAUCCCACCCUGUUCUUGCCCCAAUACAGUGCAAGAUGUAAGGGAAGCAGGCCCCAUGGAGAGAAGGUCCUGAGGGCCCUGCUGGUGCCUACUGCAGCAGAGAGUGGCAAUCCGCCCCCUCACAGCAUCCGGUGAGGUGAGCUUCAGGCUGCCAAUGCUUGCACUCUCUCUAGAUGUUUACUUUGGUUAGCCAGUGUGGUGUAAAGCAUUCUUCUAAAUUCACUAGUUAGUUUAGAUUUUUUCCCCUAACCCUAGCCCCCUCUCCCCUGCCACUACCACCCUCUUUUUUUUCGCCUUGCAGAAAGUAUUUUUAAUUCACAGUGUAGGGGGGACACAAAUCCAGACCAGCUCAGUCCAUGGGGAAGCCUGACUCUGGCUGUGGAAUUAUGCUCAAGGGGUAAAAUGCUGUGGGCCUGCUGCCGUGCCACCUUGCAGUUCAGCACUGUAAGGAUAAAAAGCUGCCUGAGGGCUGGAUUUGCUCUACCUUCAUUCACACGGAGUAACCUGUCCUUCCUCAAGGAUGCCCAUUGAGUUCAGAACCCCAAGGAUCCUAAGGUGAUGUUCGGUAUGAAUGCAGAUGCUCCAAGCUGGACCUUUGACAGCGUGUUAAAGUCCCUUUGCACAGCCAUAAAUGUCUGUGCGAGGCACCAAGCUACAGGUGAUCAGACCCUGUUUUUUUCACAGUGGGUCUGAACUGCUGUCACAGUAGGUCUGAAUUUCAGUUCACUCACUGACAUAUUCUGCAGCUCUGCUUAUGGUACUAUGUGCCUUCCUCUAACACACACAACCACCACCCCCGCCCCCCCAUUAUUUCUAGGACUGUAUUUAUUCUGUUCAAUUUCUGGUGUUUUUAAGCUAUACGUUGUGAAGUGUGAGCACGCUAACAUGUAUAUGAAGCUCAAGUUUAGAGGUUAUGUUUAAAUUAAGUAUCUUCAUGUCUUUUUUAAAGAAAAAUAUGCUGUAUUACGUUGUGCAUCCUUGAGUACAAAUGAAGAAGAGUUAUCUUGGAUAUUCUACUGUUUGUUAAUGUAUCAUGCUUCCUAAACUAGCUUCUCAUUUCAACUACCUUAAACAUGGACAAAACAACGUAGUUUGGGUUCACGUUUAGAUAUAUACAUGUAUUGGACUCUAAUUGCUUCUGUUUUGUUCUCACUCCCUCAAAUGUAGAUCCUCUGACCCUCUGUAAAACCCUUAAUGUUUUGUUGUUGUUGUUGUUAAAACACAUAUUCUGCUUAUGUGACGAUAUUGCUCUACUAUCUAAUUUAAAGCUCUGGUUUUCGUUUGUGUUUUAAGAGGAGGAAACUGUUCUGGCAGCUGUACUUAUUGAGGCUUGCUUAUCUGAAAGGCUAAGCUAUCAGAACCCCUAAAGCCAGCCGAAAAGACAUCUAUGAAGAGUCAGAUCCUGCAAACAUUUAUGCUUGUGAGUAAUUUCACAGUAAACACAAAUGUCAGUAGUUUUUAUAGUAUCAGGCCCUAAAGUUUUAGUAUAUUAUUUCUAAGCACAGUAAAAAACUUUAUCCGUUCCAAAACGGUGAUGUUUGUUUGUUGUUGCCUCUGUACUUGCAAGCUAAUCUGUUAUUAAUUUGUGUCAUUAUUUGUGUUCCUAGACAAUGGCUAAAGUGUAGGGCAGAUUUUUGUGUUUGUUUUAUUUGGAUUUUUUUUUAAAUCUGUAUAACCAUCGCUAUUUAAUCAUCAACUGGAAGGAAUAUUAAUUACUACAUUACAGGUACUGCAGGCAGGAUCACUGUUUGGCUGAAAAGAAUGAAUGUUCAUAUGUUUUAAUAAAUAUUAGACACAGUUGAAGUAUUUUUUUCUUUUAUAUUUCUGCUUGUGUCAUACUUUAAAUCAUGACAUUGUAAAACAUAUCUUUUUAGUAAAAUCAUGGAAAUGUGAGAUA
This is a messenger RNA of Alligator mississippiensis (American alligator), 4024 nucleotides long. RefSeq names its product fin bud initiation factor homolog (gene FIBIN). NCBI's taxonomy places the organism in Eukaryota, Metazoa, Chordata, Crocodylia, Alligatoridae. The coding region runs from base 297 to 920 and encodes 207 amino acids. The transcript has a single exon. The record is from RefSeq and is a predicted model, not a curated record.